This is a messenger RNA of Chroicocephalus ridibundus (black-headed gull), 2349 nucleotides long. It is a transcript of the gene RBPJL, whose product is annotated as recombination signal binding protein for immunoglobulin kappa J region like. Gene Ontology annotation, molecular function: RNA polymerase II cis-regulatory region sequence-specific DNA binding; DNA-binding transcription activator activity, RNA polymerase II-specific. The record is from RefSeq and is a predicted model, not a curated record. Lineage: Eukaryota; Metazoa; Chordata; Aves; Charadriiformes; Laridae. Gene Ontology annotation, cellular component: nucleus. The transcript is spliced from 12 exons. The coding region runs from base 1 to 1881 and encodes 626 amino acids. Gene Ontology annotation, biological process: regulation of transcription by RNA polymerase II.
AUGAGGAACCAGAGACGAGGAGAGUCAAAGCCACUUGUUCAAGACUGUGGCAGCCGGGACCUGUGCUGGAUCUCCCGCUCGCAUCCCGGGGCACCGAGUGACAGAGCCGGGUACCGUGUCCCCCGGCAGGGAGGGCGACCACUCGCACCGCUGCCGGGGGAGAAGAGCAUACAGCCGGGGGGGCUUCGGGAGGGCUCCAGCCCACAGCUUUGGGAGAAACACACGUGUCAAAGGCUCCGCUUUCAUCCCCCCUCCCUGGCUUUGCUUUCUGCCCCUCACGCCCAGCAUCGCUGCUCCCCUCCAAGGAAAAGCACCCCCCUCCCCCGGGGAUGCUGCCAACCCCCGCGGGGACCGGGCUCGCCCUCACCCCGCUCCUCUCCCUUCCUUCCCGCAGGGGCGGCGGUGCCCGCGGAGCCCCUCACUCACCCGUGCCGGCCGCGGAGCCGCUCCCCGCCGCGCUGCUGGAUCAGGUCCAACCCGUACCAAACCAACCUGCUUCGAGACGGCGUGCGGAGGUACCUGCAGCUGCCGGCGGACCAGACAGUACUGAUACUGCACGCCAAAGUCGCACAGAAGUCAUACGGCAAUGAAAAAAGGUUUUUCUGCCCCCCACCUUGCGUUUACCUGAGCGGGCCGGGAUGGAAGUUAAAACAGGAGCAGAUAAAAGCCAGCGACCUGGGAGAGGCGGGAUUUCGGGUGUGCGGGUACAUGGGGCUGGACAGCAUGGGCAGCAGCCUGAUGGAGACCCAGAAGCUCAGCUUCGAGGAGCAGCCGGACGCGAAGGGCUUCGGCUGUGCCAAGGCGCUGUACAUCUCGGAUGCGGACAAGCGCAAGCAUUUCCGCUUGGUCCUGAAGCUCUUCUUCAGCAACGGGCAGGAGAUAGGCACCUUCCACAGCAAGCUGAUCAAGGUCAUCUCCAAGCCCUCGCAGAAGAAGCAGUCGCUGAAGAACACGGACCUCUGCAUCUCCUCGGGCUCCAAAGUCUCCCUCUUCAACCGCCUGCGCUCCCAGACCGUCAGCACCCGCUACCUCUCCGUCGAGGGGGGGGCCUUCAUCGCCAGCGCCAGGCAGUGGGCAGCCUUCACCCUCCACCUGGCCGAUGAGCGCUGCACACGGAGCGAGUUCCCCCUGCGGGAAGGGUAUAUCCGCUACGGCUCCGUGGUCCAACUGGUCUGCACGGCCACCGGCAUCACCCUGCCUCCCCUGAUCAUCCGGAAGGUGACGAAGCAGUACGCCAUGCUGGAUGUGGACGAGCCCAUCUCUCAGCUCCAUAAAUGCGCCUUCCAGUUCCAGGGCAGCGACCGCAUGUACCUGUGUCUCUCCACGGAGAAAGUGAUCCAGUUCCAGGCGUCUCCCUGCCCGAAGGAAGCCAACCGGGAGCUGCUGAAUGACGGUUCCUGCUGGACCAUCAUUGGCACCGAGACAGUGGAGUACACCUUCAGCGAGAGCCUGGCCUGCAUCCGCGAGCCCGUCAGCCCCGUGCCGCUCAUCACUGCCCUGCAGCUCACGGGCGGCGGGGACGUGGCCAUGCUGGAGGUGCAGGGGGAAUAUUUCCACACACACCUCAAGGUCUGGUUUGGAGAUGUGGAAGCAGAGACCAUGUACAGGAACCCCAAGUCCCUUGUGUGUGUCGUCCCUGACGUCUCUGCCUUUGGCAGUGACUGGAGGUGGCUCCGAUACCCCAUCACGGUCCCGCUCCUGCUGAUCAGGGAGGAUGGCCUCAUCUACUCCAGCUCGUUCACGUUCACCUACACCCCGGAGCAGAGUUUCAUCCCAGGACAGCAGGUCCUCUCGGAUGUCCCCCAAGACUCGGACAAAUUACUUGACAGCAUCCAUCAGGAGUUCACCAGGACCAACUUCCACCUCUUCAUGCAGAGCUAGUGAUCUGGGCAGGCAGAGGCUCAGCCCCACCGCCGGCCCCGGGGAAGGGGAGCAGCCCCGAGUCCUGCCGGGGGACCCCAUCCGGGGAUCGGGGUGUCCCAGCCAAAGGGUCCUCCCCACACAUCAAAUGCCCACCGAGUUACUGUGAUUUGCUGACUUGUCUCUUCUUCGUGGCAGCAUCUCGCCCUGCUGAGAUCUCACAUGAGACCAUCAAUAAAUCAGGCUUCAAGGACUCUUUACUGAUUCAAUUGCUUCUUUACUCACCUUCGCGAUUUACCUCCCGUGCUGGCACAGAGCAUCACAGCUCCCUUGAUGUCCUCAGUCCAUAUAUUCAAAGGCCGGGAGGGAUGAUGAGGAAACGCGACCUUAAGCGUUAUUGAUCUCUACCAGGAAUCCCUGCAUCGCUUCUGUGCUUUUCAGUAAGGAGGAGCCGAUUUCCAGCAGUCAAAUACUUGGUACCAGAUGGUC